Sphaerodactylus townsendi is the source of this 2216-nucleotide messenger RNA. It is a transcript of the gene MUS81, whose product is annotated as MUS81 structure-specific endonuclease subunit. The transcript is spliced from 16 exons. Gene Ontology annotation, biological process: DNA catabolic process; double-strand break repair via break-induced replication; resolution of meiotic recombination intermediates. Gene Ontology annotation, molecular function: DNA binding; crossover junction DNA endonuclease activity; 3'-flap endonuclease activity. Lineage: Eukaryota; Metazoa; Chordata; Lepidosauria; Squamata; Sphaerodactylidae. The record is from RefSeq and is a predicted model, not a curated record. Gene Ontology annotation, cellular component: nucleus; Holliday junction resolvase complex. The coding region runs from base 43 to 1809 and encodes 588 amino acids.
AAAGGGGGCUAGGCGGAAGCAGGGUGUUCCCGACUUCAAAUCAUGCCGAAGCCUCCUCGAGAAUUCCCAAAUCCUUUAUUCAAACGUUGGUUGGAAGAGUGGCGUGACCAGGCCGGCGAGCGUGGCCGCUUUAGGCUGCAACGGACCUAUGAAAGGGCGCUGAGCUCCCUCCUCAAGUAUCCACUCCCUCUGCACAGUGGGCGUGAGGCUCGGAUUCUGCAGUACUUUGGUGAGCACAUUUGCCGCCAGUUAGAUGAGCAGCUGGAGAAGCACCGCCAUGCACAGGAGGGUAUGUCAUUAGCAGAUCUGGUGGCCCCAACUACCUCUGGGAGUGGGCAAGAAGACGGCCCUCCCAGCAACAGAGAUGUACUGGCCAGUGACGUUCCAUUCCUGCCUGCCCCUUUUUCUACCAAGCCUGACCAGCUUCAAGGACAGCAGUUAAAGAAAACCAAGUCUGUGUCACACCGACGUGCCCGUGGAUACUUCCCUGCUCAACGGUCUGGGGCCUGUGCCGUGUUGGUGGCUCUUUACCAGGACAGCACUAAUCCUCACACUCGUGGAUACCUGACAAAGUCAGAGCUUCAGCGAGCAGCCCAGCCGCUGUGUGAUAAAUCUUUCUUUCUGGCUGGUCCUGGAAGUAAGAUCACUGCCUGGUCUGCAGUCAGCACUUUGAUUCGCAAGGAGCUGGUCCUCAAGACCAACAUCCCAGCUAGGUAUUCGCUAACAGAAUCCGGGCUAACGUUGGCCAAAGAGUUGUCGUCUUUGGGGAAACUGCCUCUUUCGCAGGAUAAUGACCUCAGCCACCCAGCUACUGGAACUGAAGAGCCUUUGGUGGAUUCAGAGGGAGAUGAUGGGCGGGUCUCAGGUCAAGACACCUCUCCUGCGGAACGCAGUGGGGAGCCGAGGCCAGAGGUGUUUAAACCCCAGUUUACCUUUCAUCCAGGACACUUUGAUGUGGUUUUGUGUGUGGAUUUCAUUGAAACAACAGGCGGCCCGACGUCCCGCAAGCGAGACUUGGUGAAUGAACUCGAGCGAAACGGUGUUCCUUUCAGCAUCCGGAAGCUUCAUGUUGGAGAUUUCCUGUGGGUGGCUAGGGAGAGGAACUCUGCAGGGCAACUACUUACAGCCCAGGAGCUGGUGCUGGACUAUGUGGUGGAACGGAAACGGAUGCCUGAUUUGUGUGGCAGCAUCAUUGAUGGCCGCUUUCAUGAGCAGAAGUUCCGUCUGCGGCAGUGUGGCAUUUCUCACAUCAUCUACCUGGUCGAAGACUCUGGCUCUGUGCAACACCUUAGCCUACCUGAAAAGACUCUGCAGCAAGCAAUCACUAACACCCAGGUAGUGGAUGGCUUCUUUGUCAAACGCACCUGUGAUAUUCGGGAAUCGGCCGCAUACCUGACUAUUAUGACACGUCAGCUGACUAAGUUGUAUGGGGACAAAACCCUUCUGAGUUGUACCAAGGAGGAAUUGGAACGGGAGCGCCCCUUGCAGCCCAGGAACGACUCCUGCGUGCUCCUGACCUUUGCUGAAUUCAACGAGGGAGCUGUGAAGAACAAGCCCCAGACAGUGAAUGAGGUCUUUGCUCGGCAGCUCAUGCAAAUCAGCGGCAUCAGUGGAGAGAAAGCAGCUGCCAUCCUGGAGCAAUACAAGACACCAGCCAGCCUUCUAGCUGCCUACGCCACCUGCAGAACUGCACAGGAGAAAGAGCAGCUUCUCAGCGGCAUCAAAUGUGGGAAGCUGCAGAGGAACUUGGGUCCUGCUCUGAGCAAAACCUUGGCCCAGUUGUACUGCACUCCAGGACCCCUGCUUUGAACCCCCAGAACGAGUGCAAAUUGUAGGGAGCCCCUGUCUUCUCUCAGCAGCGUACAAGCUGGAUCAUGGUGACCAAAAUUGCUGAAGCGGUUGGUAAUUAAAGCAAAGUCCAGCCCAAGCAGAUGUGUCAAACACAGGUGCCGAGGGAAGGAGCGGUUGGUUGGCGUGUCUGUUGGAAAACCAUGGAUGCUUACUAGCCAGAGACCCACUUCUUUGCUAGGGGCUCACAAAGGGGCCGUAUGCCCUCGCCUUAGAGGUUUUGGAAAAGAGCUUCUGCGGAGACACUUUAGUGCUAAAUUAUAGUUUUUCUUUUGGAACUUUAACUUCCCCCAACCGCUUCUCUGGGUUUUUUUAAAAUCUGCUAUGUUGUUCAUAUCCUAAUAAAGUUGCAUUCUAAUUUUCUCUUA